Molecule: messenger RNA, 1794 nt
Organism: Fusarium subglutinans
Lineage: Eukaryota; Fungi; Ascomycota; Sordariomycetes; Hypocreales; Nectriaceae
Product: aspartyl-tRNA(Asn) glutamyl-tRNA (Gln) amidotransferase subunit B
Exons: 2
Coding region: 1-1794 (597 amino acids)
Biological process (GO): glutaminyl-tRNAGln biosynthesis via transamidation; mitochondrial translation
Molecular function (GO): glutaminyl-tRNA synthase (glutamine-hydrolyzing) activity
Source: RefSeq, a predicted model, not a curated record
AUGUCACGAAUAUCAACGUCUAUUCUCAGCAGACAUACAUCACUGCCAUCAGCGGCCAUAACCAUCGCCAAUACGACAAGGCGGUUGCAUGCUACUUCUGAAGUUGUCACACCAACUCCCGAACAACCAGUGCCUUUACGGAAGCAGCUCAAGGAUGAAGCCAAGAAGGCCAAUAAGCAAGGCAAAAAGAAGCCAAAGGGUGACUCUCAGACUGUUGAUGGUUGGGAAUUGACCGUCGGUAUUGAGAUUCACGCUCAAUUGAACACCGCCCGCAAGUUAUUCUCACCAGCUGUCACGUCUUUCAACGAUGAACCCAAUAGCCAUGUUGCUCUUUUCGAUGUCGCUAUGCCGGGAAGCCAGCCUUUGUUCCAAAAGGAAACUUUAAUUCCCGCUUUGCGUGCAGCCUUGGCCCUGAACUGCGAAGUCCAAGAGGUCAGUCGAUUUGACCGAAAACACUAUUUCUGGUGGGAUCAGCCCUCUGGAUACCAAAUCACUCAGUACUAUGAGCCCUUCGCCAAGAAUGGGCACAUCACUCUUCUGGCUCGAGAUGGAAUUUCUCCUCAAGAUGGCGAAAGUGUGACGAUCGGAAUUAAGCAGGUUCAGCUCGAGCAGGAUACUGCCAAGACGCUCGCUCAAGCCGACAAGGUUCAAUGGCUCGACUUCAACCGCGUAGGUGUUCCUCUUAUUGAGAUUAUUACCGAGCCUGAACUUCAUCACCCUCGCACUGCUGCCGUUCUUGUGCGAAAGAUUCAGAUGUUGCUGAAUACUGUGGAUGCCUGCGUCUCGGGUAUGGAAACAGGAGGUCUGCGAGCUGAUGUCAACGUUUCUGUUCGAAGAACUGAUGGAUCUAACCCAUCUCUCGGCACAAGGACUGAGAUCAAAAACUUGAGUACCAUCAAAGCGGUUGAAGAUGCAAUCAUCGCAGAACGUGACCGUCAAAUUCGCGAGCUGGAAGCCGGCCGCUCUAUUCCCAGUGAAACUCGCGGUUGGUCUAUUGGGUCUACGGAAACACGGCGACUACGUGGAAAAGAGGGCGAAGUUGAUUAUCGAUAUAUGCCAGAUCCUGAUAUCGCGCCUCUUGUCAUUGGAAACGACCUGAUAGGCCACUUGCGUCAGUCACUGGCUGCCACUCCUGAUUCGGAGCUGGACACUCUGAUUGCCCGAUUUGGCCUUACGGCCAAGGAUGCGUUGUCUCUGAUUAACCUGGAGAAUGGUUCACGUGUCCAAUACUACUAUAAGGUCCUUCACUCCAUCCAGAACAAGCUUUCCGAAGAUUUCAGCGAGGCCGAGAUGCCCGAGUUCAAGAGCUAUUCUGCUCUGGUGGGUAACUGGAUCAUCCACGAACUUGGCCGCCUGACUACCUACAAGGCUGGCCCACUUGCAGCCCGAGAUCUGACAUUCACGCCAGAAGGCGAUUGCGAGCAGGUUCCUGACUCAGACCUGUCGCAGCUCCUUUAUCAUCUGAUAUGCAAACAAAUCACGGGCAAAGUUGCCAAGGAACUUCUCUUUGCCAUCUAUCUAAAGGAGAUCGAAGGUGGAGUCACCCAAGCAAUUGCAGAGAACGAUUUGUGGUUCAAAGAGAUUCCUGAAGAGGAAUAUGAGCAGUUGGCUGAUGAGGCCAUGGAAGGAGAGCACAAGAUCUUACGGGAGUUCGCUAGCUCCGAGACGUUUCCUCAGGGCAAGCUCAUGUUCCUUGUGGGCAAGAUGAUGCGACUUGGACCUACUGAGCGCAUUGUUCCUGCAAAUGCUGAACGUGUCAUGAGGGCAAAGGUUGAGGGUCUUCGAAACCCGUGA